Messenger RNA from Closterium sp. Naga37s-1, 582 nucleotides. Lineage: Eukaryota; Viridiplantae; Streptophyta; Zygnematophyceae; Desmidiales; Closteriaceae. The record is from the annotation of a GenBank genome assembly.
AUGGUCUGUCUCUGCAUCCCUGUCGCUGCUGUCGCGGCUGUUUCUGGUGUUGCUCCUGUCGCUGCUGUUACUGGUCUUGCUGCUGCUGCUGCUGCUGCUGCUACUGCUGCUGGUGUUGCUGCUGCCGCUGCUUUUGCUGGUGUUGCUGCUGCCGCUGCUGUUGCCGGUGUUGCUGCUGCCGCUGCUGUUGCUGGUAUUGCUGGUGUUGUUGCUGCUGCUGCUGCUGCUACUACUGCUGCUGCUGCUGCUGCUGCUGCUGCUGCUGCUGCUGCUGCUGCUGCUGCUGCUGCUGCUGCUGCUGCUGCUGCUGCUGUCGUGCCUGUUGCUGCUGCUGCUGCUGCUGCUGCUGCUGCUGCUGUUGUCGUGCCUGUUGCUGCUGCUGCUGCUGCUGCUGCUGCUACUGCUGCUGUCGUGCCUCAUUCGAUGAAUCUGGAGACGCAUUCGACGUUGGUUGCAGGCAGCGGGCGUUCUUCGUGGCGCUACUCGCCUUUGACACCCUCGCUAACCGCUCCUCAGAACCACUCAUUGCUGUCUCCUCUCUCUCGACGGAGUCACCCUCCACCGCCACCGCCACCAUCAUGA